GGCUAUUAUAAACUUGUGUGCUGCAACUUUAUUUAAUUACAAAAAGAAAACACACCCAUAAAAAAGGCAUAUUUCACUGAACCAAAGUGAACGAAAAAAACAAAUUAUGUGCAGAAAAAACCACGAAAAUUAUAUUGACGUCCAAAGUGUAUAUAUUUUUAUAGCUCUUCUCCUUUCCUUUUCAAUUGUAACGUUUCAGAUUACGUAAAUACCGAUUUAUUACGGCGAAGAAUAUCAGGUUUGGUUUUUCGUGAGUGACGAACAAAUGAGUGAGUGAGUGAAAACAAGAAUGGUAAUAAUCGAACCACUUUCAGAUGGUUUCGUCGAAAUGAUUACUGAAGUUAACCAAGUAAAAUGUCAAACAUUUGGGAAUUGUGCUUAAUUGAUUGAUGCUCAAUGAUAAAACGCAGAACAUUUCUAUAAAAUAAAGAAAGGUCUGAAGUUGAAUCAUAUGGCCUGGUUUUUAAAUAUUCUUUUGCAAAAACCAGUUUAUUUAGAAUUCGGUAAAAUCGAAACCAAUUUUAAUCUGAUCGAAUGAAAGCGAUAUAACGAUCGACAAAUGUGUGAGUGUUUUUACGAAAAUAUUUAUGAUUUGAUUGAGAAGUAUUAACAGCAUACAGAUUACGGAUUUUUAACUUAUUAUCUGCAGGUCUUUGCAUAUUUGUUUUGGUUCAAUGUCGGUAGACUUAGUUCACAGUUAGAUAUGGAAAAAUGCAUCAUUCUUCCGAAUAUAAUUCCUCAGUUCGCCCACGAAAUUAUUUAAUAAACACAAGCGCGCACAUAUGAACUUCAAAGUAGGCAAAGCAAGAGAUGAAACAUUCUCUCAUUUCUCAAGGAUUCAUUUAUACAGAAAGAUUUGGCGAAGACAUCUCUCAGCUCAGCAAUAAAAAUAAAUGCCAAUCGUGUUUUCAUUAGCACAAGUAAUUUUAUAUGCGAAAGAAGGCACGUCAAUCGAAGUUCAGUGUAUCCGUCAAAGACCAAAAUAACACACAAUUUGAAUUCGAUUUAUAUAUGCAUGAUUGCGAAACAUUUCUCUUUCGAAUACAUUAAUUUUGCUAAUAGCAGUGAAUACUGACACUAAAACAAGACCAGAUACCAAAUUUCAAUUGUGUGAUUCAGAAUAGAAAACGCAUAUUACCGGUUUCAUAUUAUCGCAACAGUCAUCUUAUCAUCAUCAUGGCCGUUUGAGUAUAAAAGAUGCGGAACCACAAAAUUUCAAGCCAUUCAGAGGUUUUAACAUUUUCGGUUAGGUUGUAUCCGAGGCUAAAACAAAAUGAAAUUCCUAGUGAUUCUUGCUUGUAUUGCUGCCGUUAGUGCUGAUGUGUCAGAACUCAAACCAACAUCGACUCCAGCUCCAGCUGCGUCGACAACCAUCAAACCUGUAGCUAAUUCAAUGGGUCAGGAUGCGUUCGCUUCAUUCUCAUCUUCACUAUUCCCAUCGAUUUCAACAUACUCAUCAUUUGGUGCUUUGUCAGUUCCUUCUCUGACUACUUAUGAGUUUCCCUCAACUGUCGGACCAACUUUUGCCCCAAUUGCCACAGCCGCUCCAUUCAUUUCAGCUACAGCUUCUCCAUUGGUUUCAAGCUCUUUCCUUUCAGCCCCAUCAAGCAUUGCUUACGAUUCUACAUUCGACUCGCACUACAGUCUUCCGUCUUCGUUCUACAGCUCAGGAUUAUCCACAGGGUUUUCAGGAUACCCAGGACUCUCAGGAUUGUCCGGAUUUCCCGGAUAUUAUUCUGGAUAUGAUUCUAUCUACGGUGGUUUGAGUGGAAUUGACUCAAGCUUGUUCCCAGGUUUCGGAACUUCAACUAGUUUGGGAUCUUCAACUGGUUUGGGAUCUUCAACCGCUUUGGAAUCUAACCAAAACUCUGAUGAUGCUGUUAUCACAGAUGCCAAACAAGCCAAAUCGGCUCCAACUCAAAAAUCACAGGAAUCACUUCCAGCACUUUCAACCCCAGCUCCAGCUACAGUCAAACCAAUUGAAAACUUCAAACCAGCUGAACUUAAUAAACCAACUGAAGCUGCCCCAGAUGACCCAGAAGGUCCACUCGUUCCAAAAGCUCCAUUCAUCCCAAAUAAUAAUGCAGAAUCCAUCAAACCCGUUGGAUCACCAGCUUCAUACAAUGAAAUCGAUGGAGACAUUCAGAAGAAUUAAUACGAGAGAAAAAUAAACUUUUUGGCUACAUUCUAGCAAACUGAAACAGAA
Molecule: messenger RNA, 2206 nt
Organism: Sitodiplosis mosellana (orange wheat blossom midge)
Lineage: Eukaryota; Metazoa; Arthropoda; Insecta; Diptera; Cecidomyiidae
Exons: 7
Coding region: 1274-2155 (293 amino acids)
Source: RefSeq, a predicted model, not a curated record